CCUUGAACUCUAGCACUCAUAAGUUGUGUUUACAUACACAAAUUGUUGGCACACAUUGUAUUUGUAUAGUAGCAGUAUCUUACAUCUUCAUCCAUCCAAACAUACAUAUACAAUCAUGAAGCAGAAAUCGUUCAUGGCACGCCGCCGGGGAAACCCCGAGCUGGUUACGCCGGCGAGGGCGACGCCGUGCGAGACCAAGCCGCUCUCCGACCUCAACGACCACUGGGACCUGCGCUACCUGCAGCCAGCCCUCAGGUUCUUCCGCGCGGUCGACAGCGACCGUCGGCCGGCGAGGCCGGGGGACACCAUCAGGGCGGCCCUCGCGGAGGCCCUGGUGUACUACUACCCGAUCGCCGGCCGCCUGCGGGAGCUGCCUAAGGGCCACAAGCUCGCUGUGGAGUGCACCGGCGAAGGGGUGGUGUUUGUGGAGGCGGAGGCGGAGGCGACGUUGGAGGACUUCGGCGAUCCGCCGAUGCCGACGUUUUGUGGCGCCGAGGGGUUCCUGUGCGAUGUUGGAGAUGCCAGAGUCAUCGUUGGGAGGCCACUGUUUUACAUGCAGAUCACUCAUCUCAAGUGUGGAGGAUUUGUCCUUGGAACUCACAUUUGUCAUUGCAUAGCUGAUGCCUUCGGCACAUUUCAAUUCUUGAAAGCUAUAUUUGAUAUAGCACGCGGUGAGGCAAAACCAACCAUAUUACCAGUUUGGAAAAGGGAGCUCUUUGUUGGAACAAGUCUACCACCCCACAUCCAAGAAGGACAAGAGAAAUUAUUUGAUGAACUAGAGAAUGCCACUUGUGAUGAUAUUAUGGUGACAAUGCCUACUGAAAACAUGGUUUCUGAAUACUUUAUUCUCUCUCAAAUAGAUAUGGAUGCACUAAGGCGUCAUGUUCCAUUAAAUCUCACAGAAACAGUCACGAGCUUUGAGCUACUAACUGCGAUGGAAGAAGUUUCCAUCAGGAUACUAUGGCAAUGGGCUUAUGUGCUCUGUCAUUCAGACAACAGUCAAUGA
Oryza sativa Japonica Group (Japanese rice) is the source of this 1006-nucleotide messenger RNA. Lineage: Eukaryota; Viridiplantae; Streptophyta; Magnoliopsida; Poales; Poaceae. The record is from RefSeq and is a predicted model, not a curated record.